Messenger RNA from Penicillium chermesinum, 1104 nucleotides. RefSeq names its product protein MEMO1. Lineage: Eukaryota; Fungi; Ascomycota; Eurotiomycetes; Eurotiales; Aspergillaceae. The record is from RefSeq and is a predicted model, not a curated record. The transcript has 3 exons. The coding region runs from base 1 to 1104 and encodes 367 amino acids.
AUGCCAUCUAGAACAGCACUUCAUGCGGGGUCGUGGUACUCAAAUAGUGCCAAGACUUUGACAGGCCAGCUGGAUGAAUGGCUCGGCCAGGUGCCGGAGACCAUGGAUCAUAUCGAUUCCCUCCCAGUUCCCGGGGCUCGAAUCAUUAUCGCACCCCAUGCAGGGUUUUCCUACUCAGGUCCCUGUGCGGCCUUUGCCUACAGAGUACUUGACUUGUCCAAGGCAAAGCGAAUCUUCAUCCUCGGGCCAUCUCAUCACCACCCUCUGUCAACACUGGCCCUGCCUAAAGUGACAUCCUACUACACCCCGCUUUCGGAUGAGCCGCUCCCAUUAGAUACUGAACUAAUCACCAAGCUCCUAGCGACCCAGGCUACGAAAUCAAAUGGGUCAAAGCUCAGCUUUACUACCAUGUCCAAGUCGGUGGAUGAGGAGGAACACAGCAUCGAGAUGCAUCUCCCAUACAUCCACCGUCUCCUCCAGCUAGAAUACCCCAAGGCUUCUCCCGCCGAGUACCCACCGCUCGUUCCUAUCAUGGUGGGCAGCACAUCGGCAGACACCGAAAAGGCAUUCGGGACUCUCCUAGCUCCCUACCUAGCCGAUCCUGAGAAUGCCUUUGUUAUUAGCUCCGAUUUCUGCCAUUGGGGUCUUCGUUUCCGCUACACGUACUACGUCCCGCAGGCUCCGACGCCAGGCCCUGUUCUGCCGCUUUCAAGCGACAUACUGCCUCGGCCGGGCGCGGACCCCCAAGUGGUUGCUCAGGAUAUUCAGAGUGUCUCCGCAGGACAAAUGUUACGUCGGCAAGAUCGCAUCGCUCCGGGCGAGCCCGCCAUACAUGAAAGUAUCUCGGCAUUUGAUAUUGCUACCAUGGCAGCUAUCACGACAGGCUCAACGAAGACCUUCCUUGACGCUAUAGAUAGCACUCAUAACACCGUUUGUGGCCGUCACCCCAUUGGGGUGAUUAUGGCCGCCCUGGAGGCUGUGACGGCCGAUAAGCCGGCUGAGAAUCAAGGCAAGUUUCACUUCCUUCGGUAUGAACGCAGUGAGGACGUGGAGGAUGUUUCUGAAAGCUCAGUGAGCUAUGUUUCGGCUUAUGCUGUUCUCUAA